GGUGAGCGGGACCGGCAGCGGCGCGGGUACACUGAGCUCCGCUCCGCACCGCACGGCUUCACUCCUCCGGUCCCCCCAUCGCUGCUGCCGCUGACCUGUUUUGUCGCAGUCCCACCGACCGAGACCAGCCAUGACUGCAGGAGAGGAGCAGGCCGAGCAGGCGCACAUCCCCCUGGAGGGGGAGGACAUCAGCCCCAAGAAAGACGGCGGCAUUCUGAAGCUGAUCAAGAGCGAUGGCACUGGGGAUGAGACCCCGAUGACUGGCGACAAGGUCUUUGUGCACUACACAGGGCUGCUACUGGAUGGCACCAAGUUUGACUCCAGCAGGGACCGUAAUGAGCAAUUCAUGUUUGAACUUGGCAAAGGGCAAGUCAUCAAGGCUUGGGACACAGCUGUGGCCACCAUGAAGAUCGGAGAGGUUUGUCAGAUCAUCUGUAAACCAGAGUACGCCUAUGGUUCAGCAGGAAGUCCCCCCAAAAUUCCACCUGACAGCACCCUGGUCUUUGAGAUUGAACUCUUCAGCUUCAAAGCUGAAGACCUGACUGAGGAUGAAGAUGGGGGGAUUAUGCGUCGGAUCAGGAAGAAGGGAGAAGGUUAUUCAAAACCAAACGAGGGAGCCUUAGUUGAGAUUCAUUUGGAAGGCCAGUAUCAGGGCACAGUAUUUGACAGCCGAGAUGUGUCCUUUGUCCUCGGAGAUGCUGAGGAGAAUGACAUUCCUGUGGGUAUUGAGCAGGCUCUGCAGAGCAUGGAGAAGGGGGAGGAUGCCAUGAUAUCCCUGAAACCUAAAUAUGGCUUUGGAGAAGCAGGAAAGAGUAAGUUUAGCAUCCCAGCAAACGCAAGUCUGGUGUACGAGGUGGUGCUGAAGAACUUUGAGAAGGCCAAAGAAUCAUGGGAGAUGAACAUUGCAGAGAAAUUGGAGCAGUCUGCUAUCCUUAAGGACAAAGGCACCCAAAACUUCAAGUUGGGGAAAUACAAACAAGCCAGUAUUAACUACAAGAAAAUUGUGUCGUGGCUGGAGCAUGAGGCAGGCCUGUCCGAGGAUGAAGAAAAAAGUGCACAGGCUCUGAGGCUGGCCGCUCACCUCAACCUGGCCAUGUGCUACAUCAAACUAGAGGAGAACCUACAGGCUGUGGAGAACUGCCAGAAGGCCUUGGAACUGGAUACCAACAAUGAGAAGGCCCUCUUCAGGAUGGGUGAAGCCCGACUGGCAAUAAACGAGUACCAGUUGGCGAAGUCUGAUUUCCAGAAGCUCUUGGAACUGUACCCAAACAACAAGGCGGCCAAAGUGCAGAUUGGAAUCUGCCAGAAGAAGAUGAAGGAGCAGCUGGACCGGGAGAAGAAGAUAUACGCCAACAUGUUCGAUAAAUUUGCAGACAUUGAUGCCAAGCGGGAAGCUCAAAAGAUGAAGAGUAAGCCGAAGGAGUCAGUGCAUGGAGAGGAGGAGAGUCUGUUGGAGGGUGGCCGUGGGGAGCCAAUGGAUACGAGCGCCAAAGUAGUGGAGCCCAAAUCGCAGACAGUGGAGGCUGCUGCCAGCGAGUAAUGCCCUGGUCUGGAGCAUAUUCAGUCACUUGUCUAAUCUGUUUAAAGCCCCAAUGCCCGGCCCUCUACGUGUACAGUGUACACAGCAGUAAAGCUUCCCCGCUUGCCCAUAUCUAUAAAAAAUAAUGCCCCUCCCACCAACCACACCACUGUGAGGACCUCAAGUCCCUGGCUCAGGCUGGAUCAGAAGCAACAGUCUAAAUACAAAGCUUGGUGCCUGACACUGCAAUCGGGAGGAGAUCUUGUGUGGGGGGGAUUAAGUCGGGAUUGUUAUCUUCACCACUUAAGUGUCCUGACAUUCAGCAGCAGACUACUGUUGCCAGAUAUCUCUGCUCUAGUGAUAGAGAAGAGGAAAAGAGAAACAGGAAUCGGUGAUGGAUGUCAUUAUAGCCAGGGUGCAUGCUUUCUUCCAUCUCUUUGUCACCGGAUGAUUAUUCAGAUGUGUAUUCCCUCACAUGGGUCAUAAUCACUGAUGUUUUUUUAUUUAACUGGUUAUUUAACUUCCCAAAAAUGUCCAUUUACUGUACCCAGCUGUAGAGGCGAGGUAUAAUUCUUGCAGGCAGGUAUCCUGACCCACACAAAAUUUUGGAUGCCCAUUAUUUCUGUUCUUUAGUUCCCAGCAAGUUUCUGGGUCUUGCAAACAGCAACUUGCCAUCUCUGUUCAGCAAACUGAGACCUACUGUAUUUUCUCUUUUCUCUUGUUUGCCUAUCUCCCCCCGCCCCCCACAGCCAUGGAGGCCGAGCCUUCAGCCUAUUAUGUCUGCUGACCUGCAACUCCCUAAGUCCCUCUGCCUGGCCUCCUCUCAUAGCCUCUGAACAGUUACCUCUCUGCUCCCCAUUCACUGCUCCGUAUCUGGCCGCAAAUCUCUAUAAACACAGAAGUUGCUGGAAACACGCAGGAGGUCAGGCAGCAUCCAUGGAGAGAAGAAAAUGACUUAACAUUUCAGGUCUGUGACCUUUUGUCAGAAUUUAUUAAUUGUUGCCUGCUUCUUUUCCCCUCCUCCACAUUAAAACAAUGGGAUUUUUCUUUAAAUGGUUCCCAUUCAGUUUCACCCUGAGAGCUGGAAUCUUGCCCAUGCACCAAAUCCCGCUCCUCAAUUAGUUUGCAUGUCCUGCACCUUGUGUUCUCUGAUUCCCGUGCUCUCGAAGUGCGGGUCCAUCCAGGGGUCUCCAACCUCUGCUCUGGCUAUUUCCCAAAGCUGAUUUCCUGAGGCCUCCAGGACUACCCACUCUUGAGCUGAUGCUCUCCAUAGUUGUCUGCUGCCCUGAAUCCUCCAUUUCCAUGUCUUCAGCAGCAACCCAACAGGCUUUGACUGUCUGUUUGGCCUUAAGUCAGGCUGUCUACUUCAUUCCAGUGGGAAGUGCUGCACCAGCAUCUCUGAUUAUUGUUGUCCAUCUUUAUAACUUCAUAACCAAAAGAUGAUUGUAUGUAAAUAUUGACUUGAGUUCUUUUUGUUACAUUUGUUUGAGGGAAGCAUAGGAUUCAAACCAUUAUUAAACAUUCAGGAAUCUGA
Callorhinchus milii (elephant shark) is the source of this 3053-nucleotide messenger RNA. RefSeq names its product FKBP prolyl isomerase 4 (gene fkbp4). The record is from RefSeq and is a predicted model, not a curated record. Gene Ontology annotation, molecular function: peptidyl-prolyl cis-trans isomerase activity; protein binding. The transcript is spliced from 10 exons. The coding region runs from base 131 to 1540 and encodes 469 amino acids. NCBI's taxonomy places the organism in Eukaryota, Metazoa, Chordata, Chondrichthyes, Chimaeriformes, Callorhinchidae.